Pochonia chlamydosporia 170 is the source of this 975-nucleotide messenger RNA. RefSeq lists its product as hypothetical. The record is from RefSeq and is a predicted model, not a curated record. NCBI's taxonomy places the organism in Eukaryota, Fungi, Ascomycota, Sordariomycetes, Hypocreales, Clavicipitaceae. The transcript is spliced from 5 exons. The coding region runs from base 1 to 975 and encodes 324 amino acids.
AUGUAUGUCGCGGAUAUCUUCGUUUCCGAGAACAACUACUCCUUAGUAGGAGUAGGGUUCACCUUUACCGUCCUGGCUAUUGUUGUCGUGGUCCUGAGAAUUUUUACUCGGCUAUGGGUUGUCAAGAGUUUUGGCGUUGAUGACAGCUUCAUUGUACUCUCCGCGCUGGCGACAUUGGGCUUCUUGAUCGCCGUCAUCGACAACUGCAAGCGUCAUUUCGUACACAAUCUGCCAUCUCGCCGUAAACUAUCUAUUUCGAUCCAGUGCUUGCGUAUUUUUGAUAUACCGGUUGCUAGGCGCCUCUUUAUCAGCAUCAUCGCCUUCCUCUGCGUCUACGGGACGCUCUGUCUGCUACUAACAAUAAUGACUUGCUUGCCGGUUGAAAAGUACUGGAAUGAUUCGAUUCCAGGGAGGUGCCUCGAUAACCGAGCUAUGCGAUAUGCUUUUGCGGGCAUCAAUAUUGCCAAUGAUUUCGUUCUUUUGAUUGCACCCAUGCCGUUUCUCAAGAGUCUACAAAUGGCGAGAAAGCGCAAAUAUGCUCUGAUGGCAGUUUUUGCCGCUGGUGGCGUGGCUUGUGUUAUCGCCAUCAUCAGAUUGUAUUCGCUCUGGGCCUACAGUUCGGUUUCUGUUCGUGAACGGCCAGUGAACGGAAUCGAGAUUGCUAUUUGGUCUGGCCUAGAAUGCAACAUCGCCAUCAUCUGCGCAUGUGUGCCUUCGCUCAAUCCACUUCUUUCCAGGACAUUCCUUGGCUCUGGUAGCUCUUGGAGUGGAACGCCGCGACAGAUUAGUUGCGGUAAUUCUGCCCACAGUAGCCCGCACAAUUGGACCGACAUUUCGCACAGAUGCCCCGGCCACGAAAGCAAAGGCAUAAAAGCGCAGCCGUCCUUCGAGUUGGGGGCUAUAUCGGUUUGUGACGACAACGACAGCGCAAAGAACCUAGUGACUAGCAGCGUGGCUCCAAGGACCAGUGCAUAG